GUAUGAGCCCGAGUUACAUCCCGGCGUGACAUACAAAAUUAAAGAAUUUAAAGCUACAUUAAAAAUAUAUUCUACUGGAAGCAUUACUGUUAAUGCUCCGAGUGAAGAAAUAGUUCAACUUGCCAUUGAACACAUAUAUCCAUUAAUAUUACCAUUCAAGUUAACCAACUUAUUGAACGAUAAAUGCCUUGUAAAAGUUAUUAAAGGAAGAAAAUCCCAGGAAGAAAAUACCGGAAUAUUGGAAGACAAUGGACGUUUUCACAUACACCAUCGUCCCGUCGAAGGAUUAGUGAUUAAACGUUGGAAAUUACCUAAAUUAGAAAAAAAAUAGGAUAUAAAUGACUAUACGUAACAUUUGAUUUUUCUUCCGUAGUCAUAAUGCGUGUUAAAUUUUAACCGUAGGUUUUUUCUUCAAUUUAUUUAUAAU
This is a messenger RNA of Diuraphis noxia (Russian wheat aphid), 427 nucleotides long. RefSeq names its product TATA box-binding protein-like protein 1. NCBI's taxonomy places the organism in Eukaryota, Metazoa, Arthropoda, Insecta, Hemiptera, Aphididae. The record is from RefSeq and is a predicted model, not a curated record.